CCUCUCUGCCCCGGUACCCCGCGGCCAACAUGGCGGCUCCCUGUGUGUCGUGCUGCCGAGGGCUUUCCUACCGGCUCUUUCUCGGGCUUAGGGUUAACUUUGCGCAGACGCAGGGGUACUGGCAAACAUUGCCGGUAGACGCGCAGACCGCUCCCGAGUCCCAGAUAUUAAGGCUAAUACAUACCACAGUUGUAACAACAAAGAAAAAUGUUUCAGCCUCAGGACGUGACUCGUACACGGAGGAUUUUAUUAAAAAGCAGAUUGAAGAGUUCAACAUAGGGAAGAGACAUUUAGCCAACAUGAUGGGAGAAGAUCCAGAAACUUUUACCCAAGAGGAUAUUGAUAGAGCUAUUGCUUACCUUUUCCCAAGUGGUUUGUUUGAGAAACGAGCCAGGCCAAUUAUGAAGCAUCCUGAACAGAUUUUUCCAAAACAAAGAGCGAUCCAGUGGGGAGAAGAUGGCCGUCCAUUUCAUUUUCUUUUCUAUACUGGCAAGCAGUCAUAUUAUUCGUUAAUGCAUGAUACAUAUGGAAAGCUGCUACAAUUAGAAAAACACAAUGAUCCAUUUCCACAGAAAACUGAAUCUAUGAACCUGAUUGGCAGCAGAUGGCUGAUUAAGGAGGAACUAGAAGAAAUGUUAGUGGAAAAAUUGUCAGAUCAAGAUUAUAUGCAGUUCAUUCGGCUGCUAGAAAAGUUACUGACAUUGCAGUAUGGUCCUGCUGAAGAAGAAUUCAUACAGAGGUUCCGCAGAAGUGUUACUAUUCAAUCACAAAAGCAGCUGAUUGAACCUUUGCAGUAUGAUGAGCAGGGAAUGGCCUUCAGCACAAGUGAAGGCAGAAGGAAAAGCGCAAGAGCAGAAGCAGUUGUCUACGAACGUGGAAGUGGGAAGAUCAGAGUGAAUGGAAUUGAUUAUCUGCAGUACUUCCCCAUCACACAGGACAGAGAACAGUUAAUGUUCCCGUUUCACUACCUUGACCGGCUGGGAAAGCAUGAUGUAAUCUGCACAGUCUCCGGGGGCGGGAGAUCGGCGCAGGCAGGAGCCAUACGAUUGGCCAUGGCCAAGGCUUUGUGCAGCUUCAUCACCGAGGAUGAGGUUGAAUGGAUGAGACAAGGUAUGCAUCCAGCUGGACUACUUACAUCUGAUCCACGUGUCAGAGAACGGAAGAAGCCAGGCCAGGAGGGUGCCAGAAGAAAGUUCACCUGGAAGAAGCGCUGAGCUUUGAAGAGGCCAGGAGCAGCUGUGUAUGUGCUGGCCACGUGGCAUCAUGACCAAUGCGAGGCAUCACUUAGAAUUUUUCACAAGUUAUGAAAUGAUUUAUUCUUACAUGUUAAAUAAGUGGUUGAAUAAAAAAAGUUUCUGCUUC
This is a messenger RNA of Jaculus jaculus (lesser Egyptian jerboa), 1362 nucleotides long. RefSeq names its product mitochondrial ribosomal protein S9 (gene Mrps9). NCBI's taxonomy places the organism in Eukaryota, Metazoa, Chordata, Mammalia, Rodentia, Dipodidae. The record is from RefSeq and is a predicted model, not a curated record. Gene Ontology annotation, biological process: translation. The transcript is spliced from 11 exons. Gene Ontology annotation, cellular component: mitochondrial small ribosomal subunit; ribosome. Gene Ontology annotation, molecular function: structural constituent of ribosome; RNA binding. The coding region runs from base 30 to 1214 and encodes 394 amino acids.